This is a messenger RNA of Centrocercus urophasianus (Greater sage-grouse), 5242 nucleotides long. It is a transcript of the gene SLC35G1, whose product is annotated as solute carrier family 35 member G1. Gene Ontology annotation, biological process: regulation of cytosolic calcium ion concentration; calcium ion export across plasma membrane. NCBI's taxonomy places the organism in Eukaryota, Metazoa, Chordata, Aves, Galliformes, Phasianidae. The record is from RefSeq and is a predicted model, not a curated record. Gene Ontology annotation, cellular component: endoplasmic reticulum membrane; plasma membrane.
AUGCGCAGGAAGCCAGGUGCCUGCCGGCUUGCGAAGAGCCGGCAGCAUCGCACGCGGCCCGGCGUCCUCAUGGUGCUGUGUCAGGGCGCCGAGGCUGCGGCUGUUGCCCCCACGGCGGGGAAGGAGCUGGAGGGGCCGCGGGGCCGGGAGGACGGUGCGGAAGCGGGGCGGCCCUGCCUGCAGCCGGCGCCCGGCGUAGAGGUGGCGGCGGGCGCCGAAGAGCGCCGCGUUUGCGGCUGCUGCCCGGGUUUGCCCUGGCCGCGCUCCUGCAAAGCACCCGGUGAGGAGGGUACAAAGAAAACUGCCUGUCCAGGACUCGGUCUCUUUUACACCUUACUGUCCGCCUUCCUUUUCUCAGUGGCCUCUUUAUUCCUUAAAAAAAUAGAAGAUGUACACUCAGUGGAAGUGAGUGCAUUUCGAUGCAUUUUCCAAAUGGCAUUUGUUCUACCUGGUUUAAUAUACUACAAAACAGGGUUUUUGGGACCAAAAGGUAAAAGAAUUUUUCUUUUCUUCCGAGGAUUCCUUGGCUCUAGUGCAAUGAUUCUUCUCUACUAUGCUUUCCAAGUAAUGCCUCUAGCUGAUGCCACUGUUAUAACUUUCAGCUGUCCUGUUUUUACAUCAUUACUGGCAUGGAUCUUUCUCAAAGAAAAAUACAGCCUUUGGGAUCUUCUCUUUACCCUCUUCACAAUCAUUGGAGUUAUUCUAAUUGCCAGACCACCGUUUCUGUUUGGGUCAAAUGUUACAGGGAUUGAAGGAAGUUACUCAGAUCACCUUAAAGGAACUAUUGCAGCAAUUGCAAGCACGGUAUCUGCAGCAUCAACUAUUGUUAUACUUAGAAAGGUGGGAAAAUCUGUGCAUUAUUUUCUGUCAAUUUGGUAUUAUGCAGUCAUCGGUUUAAUUGGAUGUGUUAUAGCAUUGUUUGUUAUGAAUGAAUGGCGUUUACCAUACUGUGGUAAAGACAGAGUUUUUCUCAUAUUAAUAGGCAUAUUAGGGCUAGGGGGACAGAUAUUUCUCACAAAAGCACUACAGAUAGAGAAAGCUGGGCCUGUAGCCAUAAUGAGAACGAUGGAUGUGGUGUUUGCUUUCAUUUUACAGAUUCUUUUUCUCAAUCAUCUACCAACUUGGUGGACUGUGGGUGGUGCCCUUUGUGUAGUAGCUAGUAGUUCUGGGACUGCCAUUCGUAAGUGGAGACAAAGCUCAAAGAAAGCUGAACAAAAUGAAAUCUAACAACACAGACACUACUUCAUUACAGAAAUUAAUAAUCUUGAAAUAUAUAUUAAAAAUAUUUAUUUUUAUUUAUUUAAAGUAUCUCAUUUAUGAAAUUAUAGUACCAAACCGUAGCCAAUAAAAGAAAUUGGUUUUAAUAAAAACAAAACAACAUCGACAACAAAUUGAAGAUGUUUUGACAACUAAUUAAGUAUAUAUGCUUUUUUCCCCUCAUAUUUGGUCAUGCAAAUACAAGAAGCAGGAAGAUUCUUAAAAGUUGCUUGCUUUACAUCUGAAGUGGAUGAUUGUUAGCUGGGAUUUUGUUUUCCUAAAGUACCUGUACCAGAUUCUCCAUUUUUUGGACCCUUUCUCUAUUCUUCUGAGCAGUGGAAUUUUCCCAGGCUUAUUUGUACUAAUCUGUGAUUGAUUAUGAGAGGGAUUUCAGUUCAAAUAGUUAGAAGGGAAUAAAGAAUUAUAAUCUUACCUCUAACUUCUGUGGAAUAGAUAAAGCUUGCACAUCUUGCACAUCUACCAACUUUCUGCUUUUGUUUUUUCCUUACUCCCCCCCUCAAAAAAGAAACAAACAAAAAACCAAAGGCAUUGGGAUGUUCUUAUUGGAAUUCUGAAAGAACAAAGGGUAUUCCAUCUUUUCAGGUCAUGUCAAGACAAGAUUAACCUUUGGAAAUUCUUUCAUCUUUGCUUUCUUAAAAAACAACAACAAUAACAACAAAAUUGUUCCUGCUUUACAGGCAUAAUAAACAAUCCUUAUUUUAGUAUGUUCUCAAUAAAUACAUCUUUAAUUACUGCAGUCUUGGUGAGGAGAGAUAAUAGGUAACUACAUACCACUUGUAAGCUCUUUCCUGUGGUAUAGAAUAUUAUGCUGUAGCUGCACUUUUCUUUACUCUAUGCAAAAGAUUGUAUUUUUUAGAUACUUAAUAUAGGUUAUUUUAAAUGCUACUUAGGAGUGAUUUCUUUAUAUUCUCUAUGAAAGUUCUUUAUGAAACUGUUUAAGUUCUCUUGGCCUUCAUAAGCUUAGGCAAAUGCCUUAAUGUAAAUCCUUUUUCCUAAGACUUUACAAGAGAGUGCACACUAUUUGUGGUUCACAGAAAAUACACAUUUGCCAACUUCAUAGCACAGAUUCUAUAGAACAGGUUUGUGCAGCACUUGGUGGGAGGGUGGAGCUCACACUCAGUGCAUCAGGCAGUGCUAGUGGGCAGCUUCACCCCUGUUUCUAUGCACGUUUUAAAUCUGCACUUAGUCACUUCUCUAACACAGCUUCUCAUGUUGAUAUGCUUCAUCUUUAGAUAAUGAUGAAUACUGAGGAAAAAGGCUUAUGUUACUGAUCUUGGCCUCCUUCACGUUUGAAGGAGGGAUAUAUAUUAAAUGUGAGGUAGGGGGGAUUUUCUUUAAUGAAUUGUUGUGUGCUUUUGGGUCUUGUCUUGGUAGUUCUCAAAGAAAAACUUCACUUGGGUCUUUGCCCGUUCCUUUGUAUCACAAGGUGUUUCUCAGUUAUUUACACACCCCAUGUCCUUCUAAAGGAGUGUGUUGUAGCCAAUAGCCGUUGCACUCUGGGAGAGCAGCCCUUGGAGAGUUGAGCCCUGAGGAAGUGUGUAUGAAUCUUCAUACUUCAAAGUGUAUCUAGAUGAAAGCAGCUAUUUUUGUGCAAGAUUUCAUUCUUUAAUAUUGUGGACAUGAGCAGAUUCCAUCCUGGUGAUAAAAUCACUUUCUGCAUAUAGCUGUCUGUUCACUGCUUUUCCCGAAGGCUGAAGUUAACCACUCCUGACAUGGUCAGCAAUAGUACGAAACUGGUUUUCACAUCUGUUUUAAAAAAAAAAAAAAAAAGCCUAAUACUAGAAUUCCAGUUUGAUUUUGCUUACUACUUGAAAUUGUAAACUGGGAUUUUUUUCUGCUGCUUGGCCAUCAUCACCAUUAACACAUUUCAAGGGAGGGAUGGAAAAUAGACUGCAUUUCUUAAUGCUUCAUUUCAUGUUUAGUAUGCAUGUGUUUGUAAGUUAACACUCACGAGGUACAGUUCCAAAGCAGUUCAGAUUGAUGUGGGUUGUCAGCUAGUCCUGGUUCCUUCCACUGGCUCAGUGUGACUGCUUAUGGGGUUAUGUGGUGAGCUGCCCCUGGAGCUGGUGCAGCUGAGUAACUUGGUUUGUAGAGUUGGAGAGGGCCAAACUGCAGUGGUCUGAACUUAAUCACUAAGUCAAAAAAUGUCAAAUGAAGGGGAGUUGGAUAGUUGUUUAAACUGCAGUAUGCAUACACUACCUUGUCAGUACACAGUUUCAAAAAAAAAAAAAAAAAAAAAGUGGGAGCUUAUAUAAAAAAAUAUCUUUAGCUGAUAUGAUUUCAGUGGUUAUGAAUCUUGUUUACAAAUAGUAGAGAAGUACACGCUACUGAAGAAAGGUCUUUUUUUCUUGCACUAAACAUGUAUGAAUUGACCUGAAAUCAGCAACUUGGUAUAGUGCCUUUUUUUAUUUAACCUUGAGUUGGAAACCCUAAUCGAGAGUAUUUCUUUACAAAGCCUGGUAACAUGGUCAAAUUUUUCUCUUCUCCCCAGCUUACUGUUUGAGAUUAUGAAAUAAAACUGGCUGAGCCUUGAUUCUUUCUGAUCAGUUUUCUUUUGUAGUUUUAAUACAGCAAAUUCCUCAGGGUCAAAUGUUAUUUUCUUUCUAAUCUUUAUGUCAAAUGUAUUGCUAAUGUUCAUCACCUUUCACGUCAUCUUACAAUCUUUACAGUAAUUAAGUUCAACACAUGUAUUUACAACAGGAAGCCUUUCCUUUGUAAUGUGAUGAAGUAUUGUUGCAUUGUAACUGCUGUUCUAUAAAGUUAUUGUUGAAUUUCAACAUGUUAAUUCAAUGUUCAGAUUUCAGUGGAGCCUGAAUAGAGAAAGUAAUAGGUAAUUAUUGGUUGUUUUGCACAUAAACAUAGAGUGAAAAAGUUUUGUUGUUACAGAUUCAUCACAAGCAUGUUUCUUAUGUUCUUUUGCUAUGCAAUUCACUGUAAUCAUCUGCUGUCUUCACUGGGACUUUGUAGCCUUCAAGCCAUACCUACAUGACUCUUACAAAAAGCUAGGAGCUAAAAAAGCUGUGUAUUGUCACUGUGCAGCAGCCAGUUACUUUCAGGAUAUACUGGUUGUCAAAAUAUGCUCUAAAAGCCCUCUCGGUAUGCCCAAACAAUGAAUUUGUCAUAUUCUUAGUGUGGGAAAGUGCAGUCUAUAUAAUUAAAAUGAAUUUCUUGCAUUUGUCUAACACCAGACAUAGAAGUAAUCUCAGCUUGAGAGCAUUGAUGAAGUCACUAGUUUGUUGUGUCUUCUGAAACAAGGCUCUUUCUCAAAUUCAAAUGCUGUUCUGAGGUGGAUCUUUCCAUAGUUGAUGAUGACAAGAAAGAAGUAAUACCCUUAAUUAUGAUAUAGUAUAAUGACCCCUGCCCUCUAUUUUCUUUUCCUUGAUGAGCUUUAUUCAGGAUACGUCUCUUGGAGGAAAGCUUAUUUCUAAAGGGGCAGCCUCUUCAGUAGUCACUUAGUUGCUAACUGGCAGUGGAUAAGCAGGAAUAAUCGGUUCUCCACUGACCAUGAUUUCUGUCCAUUCAAACAAGAGUUCACAGUGCUGACAGCAGAUGCGCAACUGACUUCAGCAGGGCUUUGCAGUUACCGACAGAAUGUUUCCAUGGUUGUAACUGCCUGUCCAUCCAAAGAAAAGUUGUGGCUUUAUGUUCCUGCAGAUGCAGAUAACCUCGGUGCAAAACUUAUGCAGUUCCAUAAAUUGUUGGUGAUAACACUUCUGUAUAUGAGAAUGAGUGAUUUCAUAUUUUAUGGGAACUGUUGUUUGACAAGAAUGGGGUAAAAAUGCCCUCUGUGUUAAGAUUUUUACUACGUCCUAUAUAUUGUUAAAUGGUAUGUUUUGUAGAAGUUACUGGCUUUGUUAUGUAGUAGUAUAUUUUUAUAGACACCUCUUAUAUAUUGAAAUGUGAAGAAUAUUUUCGUAAGAGAUUUAUAUUCAUCAUUGCUAAUAAAAUGAACGUAAAGGAUUAA